UUUCAUUUGAGACGCACAUAGAAACUGGGUUGAUGAACGACCCGGUGUAUCCCAUUUAAUAUUUUGAUCAUCAUAUCAAUCUGCCAUAAUGGUUAAACUUAAAAUGUCCGUGCUCCGCCAAAUUGGACUCGACUUCUUUGAGUUCCUGAAUGAGAGUGAUCAAGCAUCCAUCACUGACAGAAUAGAACUGAGAGACAUUUACAACAGAGACUUCAGGAGCAGGAAUGAAGGGAUCAGGGAUCCAAACUUCAGUUCAGUCCUCUAUGCCCUGAAGGCGUCCAACAAAAUAACAAGACGAGGAGACAUUAUUCGCUUCAAAUCCACGGUCACAGCUCUUUUUAUGGACCAAUGGCAUUCACCAAGGGGCCGUCGGCCAGAACCAGUCGAGAGUGGAACAGCCAGUCCCGGGACAUUACAGGCCUAUACCUCUGAAGAUCAGGCACAGACGGGAGUUAGAGCCAGGAGGAAACUGGCUAGCCUUCUGAUGAACAAACUCAAGACAGACCGGGCUCAGUUCAUCUGUGACAAAAAUGGUAUUUGCAUCGACUCCGACAAUCAGUUUGAGGAUGGGAAACUUUGCUUGCAUUAUGAUGGCUCAUGUGAGUGCGUGGUAAAUCUGAACGUGAAGAACACUGGAACAGGACCUGUGUAUUUCACCUACUACACCCCACUGCACUGGCUCAGGGACUUCAUGAUGAAGGAUGAGUGCAACGUGACCAAGACAAACCCUCUGUGUUUACAACCAGGUGACACAUAUAAAGUCCAGGUCAGCUUCCGCUGCAGUUUGGUUGGUUUCUAUCCGGCUACAUUGGCCUUUGAAUUCAAACCAGACCUGCAGCCCUCCACCGCUGCGUUCCACAUUGUGCGCUACAUUGAGGCUCAGUGUAUAACUGCCUUAGGGCUGGAGCUGGCACCUGAAGCCCCCUACAAACCCCGCUCCCUCCCUGCCUGGACCCCUGAGGUCAAUUACACGAUUGUGGAUGGACAGCGACCUGAAGGGCUGUCAGUGCUCCAUCUAAAAAAUGUGAUUGAGCUAAAAAAGUAUCAAAUACCAGCAUACAUGAACCAGCUCGUCCAGUCUCUGAAGCAGCCUACUUACUUCUGUGACAAAAGAAGGGCCUUGCUGGAAGGUUCCCUGAGCUGGGAAAACUACACUGAGAAGUUUCAGCUGCUGCUGUAUCUGGAGGAGCUUCAGAUGGAGGUGGACAUCAAGAGAUACAACAUCCCCAACAGUGAUAACGAGCAUGCCGUCAUGCAGAGAGAUCACUAUAACAAGAAACUUCUCAUUCUGGAGGUACCUGGUGUGUCUGAGAACCGCCCAUCUGUGCUACGAGGGGAUUCGCUGCUGGCGUAUCCUGCAGGAGAAAAAGGGGUGAAGUACCGCGGCUACGUCCACAGUGUGCAGCUGGACAGUGUCAAACUCGGCUUUGGGUCAAAAUUGCUGGAUUACUUUCUAGAUGGCAUGAAGUUCAAUGUUGAGUUCAUUGUCAACCGCCUGACUGUGCGCGUUCAGCACCGAGCAGCAGAGCUGGCAACUGCAUUCGGACUGGGAGAGGUGUUGUUCCCCGCUGCAUCUGCCGACUCCUCUCAGCAAACUGAGCCUCCCCGACUCAGGCUGUUUGACUCAAAGCUGGAAAAAAACCCAGAGCAGUAUCAGGCUGUACAACACAUUGUCGCUGGCUCAUCCAAACCUGCCCCUUACCUGGUGUUUGGCCCACCUGGAACAGGCAAAACUGUGACUCUGGUGGAGGCCAUAAAGCAGAUAGAGAAGACCCAGGCGUCCUGCCACAUCCUGGCCUGCGCUCCCUCCAACAGCGCUGCCGAUCUGCUCUGCAAAAAGAUUCUGGAACACGUGGACAAGUGUAAGGUGUUCCGCAUGUACGCCAGCAGCCGGGACCCAAAAUAUGUCACUGAGGAACUAAAGGAAUGCUCUAACCUGGUAGGGGAGUGUUACGUUUUUCCUGCUAAAGAGAAGCUGAUGGAGUAUAGGAUCAUGGUCACCACCCUGUUAACCGCUGGAAGGCUGGUUACAGGAGACAUUCCUAAUGGUCAUUACACUCACGUGUUUGUGGACGAGGCAGGACAUGCUGUGGAGACUGAAUGUUUGGUCCCAUUGGCAGGGCUGCUCGAUGCAGAGUCGGGUCAGGUUGUUCUGGCUGGAGACCCCAAGCAGCUCGGACCCAUUCUCAGAUCACCUUUUGCUGUCAAAUUUGGCAUGGGAGUGUCCCUCUUGGAGCGCCUGAUGACUGAUUUCCCUCUGUACCAGAAGGACGAGGGCGUGUUCAACAAUCGCUUUGUCACCAAACUGCUGCGCAACUACAGGUCCCAUCCUGCCAUUCUGAAGGUUCCCAAUGAGCUCUUCUAUGACAACGAGCUGCAGUAUUGCGCAAAUGAAAUUUUGCGCAGCUCCUACUGCGGAUGGGAACACCUCAAGAACAAGGCCUUCCCGGUGAUCUUCCGAGGUGUGAAUGGUAUUGACCUGCGUGAGAAAAGCAGUCCUUCCUUCUUCAACGUAGCAGAGGUGGAGGUGCUCAUGGACUAUGUGAAGAAACUGCUGCAGACAGGUGGCAGGAAGGGCUUGGCUACCAUCUCACCCAGUGACAUAGGCAUCAUCGCUCCCUACAGGAAACAGGUGCAGAAAAUCCGCAAGGCCCUGGAAAAAGUUGGGAAAGACUGUCAUUUUAAGGACUUGAACGGCCUAAAGGUUGGUUCGGUGGAGGAGUUCCAAGGUCAGGAGAGGAGAGUGAUCAUGGUGUCUACAGUCCGGAGCAGCCCCAAUUACGUAGAGAUAGACAAACGGUUCAACCUGGGCUUUGUCAAGAACGAGAAGAGAUUCAACGUGGCUGUGACUCGGGCUAAAGCCCUGCUGAUCGUGGUGGGAAACCCCACUGUGCUGAACACAGAUCCUACCUGGGCCCGAUUCAUCCAGUACUGUCAAGAUGAAGGAGGCUACGAGGGUUAUGUGCACGUAGAGGAAGAGGAUGACGUGGUGGAGAGACUCGCUGCCCUCUACAUCAACAUUGAUAUUGAAGUGGAGACAGCAGAGAGCGCUGUUCAGCAGCAUUUGGACCCCGAGUGGAGGAGCGACCUGUGAGGGAAACUACAGUACAACCUUCCAUCCUGAUUCUUUUUGCAACAAGGUUCCAAGACAAGAUUUUAUAUUUUUACUUAAAUUCUUAAAAAAAAAAAAAGGGCUUAGUGUUGCCUUUCUUCGUUAUUUCCAAACAAAUAAAGCAUUAAUUUAGACCUUAAUGUCAACUAUAUGCACUUGACCAAAGACCCUUAAUGACAGGGAGCGGAUUCAUAUUUGGAGCAGUUUGUCUUCAGCUACCUCAUUGGACUGAACAAACACCCGUUUACUUCAGAACAGCUGCAAACUCUCCUUUUUACCUGGUUUAAGUUACAAAAAAGUAUGUAAGAGACUUGAUUCUUCAAUUUAAAAUCAUUGAUAUUGGAGUUUUAUUUAAUUUUACCAAAAAUGUCAAUCUCAGGGUCAUUAAACUUAUUUAAUUUAUUCAAUCAUCGCCACUCUUUUAUAAUCAUAGUAUAUGUCCAUGUGUCCAAUCCAUUUUGGGGGGAAAUCAAUAUUACAAAGCUUUGUAAGAGAGUAUUGACAAUAAAAAUUGUUUGUGGUCCAUUUUGAA
Molecule: messenger RNA, 3644 nt
Organism: Anoplopoma fimbria (sablefish)
Lineage: Eukaryota; Metazoa; Chordata; Actinopteri; Perciformes; Anoplopomatidae
Product: putative helicase mov-10-B.2
Exons: 23
Coding region: 89-3094 (1001 amino acids)
Molecular function (GO): RNA binding; ATP hydrolysis activity; 5'-3' RNA helicase activity
Source: RefSeq, a predicted model, not a curated record